Trematosphaeria pertusa is the source of this 705-nucleotide messenger RNA. Its product is annotated as HET-domain-containing protein. The annotation marks the transcript as partial. Lineage: Eukaryota; Fungi; Ascomycota; Dothideomycetes; Pleosporales; Trematosphaeriaceae. The transcript has a single exon. The record is from RefSeq and is a predicted model, not a curated record.
GCCGCUGGCCGUGAAGUGCGUGCCGAAUCUAUCGACGUGGAGCUGGUCAAGGAUUGGAUCAGGUGCUGCGAAAAUUGGCAUGGCCAAGCGUGCGAUCUAGGGGACCAUACGCCACUCGAUCACUGUCAGGACCUCAUGGUCAUAGAUGUUGUGGAUGGACGCCUUGUAGACGUUCCUUGCUCAUCACGAUACAUGGCUCUGAGCUACGUCUGGGGAGGAAUUUCAUCCCUACAGACCCUCAAGACGAACUUGAAACAGCAUCAACAGCCAGGAGGCCUAGUCGCUCAAUCAGCCGCACUCCCGAAAACCAUAUCCGACGCCAUAAAGCUUACUUCCAGCAUUGGCGAACGUUACCUUUGGGUCGACGCACUGUGCAUUGUGCAAGACGACUUGGAUGGAAAACUAUCACUGAUCAACCAGAUGGACAAGAUCUACCAAAAUGCCGUGUGUACCAUAGUCGCAGCAUUUGGCACAGAUUCGAGCGCCGGAUUGCCUGGUGUUACAUCUCCUCGAAACUCCGCACAGCAAACGCUAGACUACGGCAAAAGUAGACGAAUAGCCAUAUCACAGCGACCGUUUGAGAUGUUCUUGGGCCGAGAGGGCCAUUCUGGUUGCGUGUGGAACAAGCGUGCCUGGACGCACCAAGAGCGACUGCUUUCAGGGCGCAAGCUUGUCUUCCUUGAGGACGGCGUCCAUUUCAACUGC